Messenger RNA from Arachis ipaensis, 1562 nucleotides. The record is from RefSeq and is a predicted model, not a curated record. Lineage: Eukaryota; Viridiplantae; Streptophyta; Magnoliopsida; Fabales; Fabaceae.
UGCUUAAAAAUUGGUAAUAACCUUGCUAUUUCAUACAUAGUUGACACCAUUGCUGCUUCUCUUGUUGUACCUCAAGAAAAGGAAAUCAUUUGCUUUCUUGGUGCUCAUUUCUAUCAUGGAGGAAAAGGAUGAGCAAGAACUUAACGAAGGUCCAGCAAAGUCAGCAAUUUCGCAUGAGGAAGUUACAACGUUGCAUGACAAUCUAUUUAAUCAAGAGUUGUUUCAGGCCAUUACAAGGCUCGUAUAGUCAGUGGUUAUGGAGAACUUGCAUGGAUUGUCUCCUACUCUCAUUGAACUUGGACAAAAAGAACCUUUGCAACAGUCACUGUGUCCCAUUCCAACCAUUACAGUCGAAAUACCUCAUGAAAUGGACACCACUCCUAGUAGUGGUCCCCUAUCCACCAAUCCAAGGAAGAGACCCACUCGGCGUUACUCGAUAAAAAAAGCUCUUACCGAUAUUAGUAAUGGUUGUCCCCACUUUAGCGAAAACCCAUAUAAUGAAUAUACUGAUUCACUGAAAGAGUGCAGUGACAAUUCUAUUUUGCGGCUUCGUAAGAGGAAAAAAUAUUCAUGGGUAAAUAAAGGUGUCAAAGCACAAAAUAAACAUAUUAAGCGUAAGUUAUUCAUCAGUGAAGAUACGAAGCUUGAUCGGAGUCAUCAUUGGCUAUAUCACUCUCACAUAUCUCCUUAUAUGGAUGGAGAAGAGAUGCAACUGUGCUUGGGCCUUAACUUUCGCCCAGCAAAAGGUAUAAUGUUCAUUGGAGCAAAGUUGGCAAUGGUAGCAUAUAUAUUUGGCAACGGACUUGACCCCAACGAGAUUCUUGUGCCGAAUGACCAUUGUGAAGGGACAAGAAAGGUCUUCUUAACUCUUGUACCAGGAAGUAAGGUCAUUGGAGAUGUGCUCACAUUUGUUGCAUCAAUGAUGUUGAAAGGAACAUAUGGACCAGUUCCAAGAAAACUUGGAAUCAAGUGGUGGCUACCUCCCACCUUUGUUCAAAUUGUGAUGCAUCAUACAAAUAUUUCCGCUGGUACAAUAGACUAUAUUAGAAGCACGUACACAGGUUUUGCCGACAACCUACUCAUGAUAUAUGUCCCUAUACAUAUCGACGAUCAUUGGUUUCUGAUGGUUGUUGAUCGCUUUAUGAGAAAGUGUCUUACAUGGAUUCACUAAAGUGUGAAAAUUUGUUGCCAUCACGAAUGGAUGCAAUGGAGGCAAUGGCAAAGUUGCUAGACAACAUAUUAUCCAAGGAAUCCUUGUACAAGUUUCCCAAUGCUAAAACCAAGUCCAUUACCUUGUAUGAUUUUGAUGAACCCAAGGUUCCACAAUAGAAAAUGGAUAGUAAUGACUGCGGGAUCUUUGUCGCACAAUGGAUGAUAUUGUCAAACCUAUGGAAGCCAUUGGAGAAUCAGGUUGUGAAUGAUUACACCCGCAUGCGCAUUGCUUUGGACUUGGUUAUGCAAGGGUGCAACCCCCUCGUGGAGGAGAUGAAGAAGCUUGCAAUCACAAAUUGGGAUUCAAAGAUGACAAAUACAGUACUUCAUUGUUGAGAAAUUUGACAUUA